Molecule: messenger RNA, 3243 nt
Organism: Ilyonectria robusta
Lineage: Eukaryota; Fungi; Ascomycota; Sordariomycetes; Hypocreales; Nectriaceae
Product: cytochrome P450
Exons: 8
Coding region: 1-3243 (1080 amino acids)
Cellular component (GO): cytosol
Molecular function (GO): heme binding; NADPH-hemoprotein reductase activity; aromatase activity
Source: RefSeq, a predicted model, not a curated record
AUGGCGUCUGAAUGCAAACCCAUCCCACGGCCUCCGCGCAUCCCCCUGUUGGGCAAUGUCGGCGACAUUGAUAUGGAAUUUCCCCUACGGUCCUUGACGCAUUUUGCAACCAAGUACGGUGCCAUCUACAAAUUGACGCUGGCUGGCAAGAAACUCGUGUUUGUGUCCUCUUAUGAUUACGUCCAUGAAACUUGCGACGACACGAGAUUCCAAAAGUCCAUUGAGGGUGAACUCGAGGAGCUAAGAGAUGCCGUCCACGACGGCCUUUUCACAUCCAAAGGAGCAAGCGAGCCAAAUUGGGGCAUUGCUCAUCGUGUACUAAUGACUGCCUUUGGUCCCCUAGCGAUUAGGGGAAUGUUUGACGAAAUGCAUGAUGUGGCAGGUCAACUUGCCAUGAAAUGGGCUCGACACGGCCCCUCAACAGCCAUUCAAGUUGGCGAAGAUCUAACACGACUCACGCUGGACACAGUCGCGUUGUGUUCAAUGGGGUUCCGAUUCAACUCUUACUACCGCGACGACAUGCAUCCAUUUAUCGCAGCCAUGUACGCCGUGUUGAAAGAAGCCGGCGACAAGACCAUGAGGGUGCUUCCGUCCGUCUUCCACAAAUCUGCCGAUCGCAAAUACAAGGCCAAUAUCAACAUCCUGCGCACCACAGCCAACGAGGUCUUGCAAUCAAGGAAAAAGGAAGGCGAGAACAGCGGCCGGAAAGACCUGCUGACCGCCAUGCUCAAUGGUGUCGAUCCUGUGACAGGCUGCAAGAUGACCGACGAGAGCAUCAUCGACAACUUGAUCACCUUCCUGGUUGCAGGUCAUGAAACCACGGCCGCCACCUUCACCUUUACCAUAUACCAAUUGCUCAAGCAUCCCGAAGUUUACCGCAAGGUUCAACAAGAAGUUGACGAUAUCAUCGGAAAAGGUCCCAUAUUGGUGGAACAUGUUGGGAAACUGAAGUACUUGUCCGCGGUCAUCCGAGAAGUUCUACGCCUUAGCGCGCCAAUCCCGGCAUUCGCCAGAGAGGCUAUUAAAGACGAGACAAUUGGCGGCAUGUACAAGGUCAAAGCUGGAGAACAAAUCAUCUGCAUGUUGUCCAAGUCACACCUUGACCCAGCAGUCUUUGGUGAUACCGCCGAGGAAUUCGAACCGGAGAGAAUGCUGGAUGAGAACUUCGACAGGCUCAUGAAGGAGUUUCCUCACUGUUGGGCUCCCUUCGGCACGGGAAUGCGAGGUUGUAUCGGCCGGGCUUUUGCAUGGCAGGAAAUGACUCUCGCCUUGGCCUUGCUGAUGCAAAACUUCAAUUUCGUCAUGGAUAACCCGUCCUAUACCCUGCAGAUCUCGCAAACGCUCACCAUUAAGCCCAAGGAUUUCAACGUUCGUGCUAUCCUUCGGGACGGCCUGACGCCUACUCUUUUGGAAUCUCGCCUGGCCGGUUCCUUCCGUGGCGAUGUUCCUAGCACUGGCUCGGGGGCAACAGAUGGUAAAGGCAAUGGAAGUUCUUCAAGUCUGGCCUCAACGACAGGUGGAAACAUGAAGAAGCUGGCCAUUUACUACGGUUCGAAUGCUGGAACGUGUGAGUUCAUGGCCCAAAGAUUGGCAAGCGAUGCUACCGCCCAAGGUUUUAAAGCUACAGUGGACUCAUUGGAUGCUGCUCGAGAGGCACUCCCCACCGACGGACCCGUCGUCAUCAUCACGGCUUCUUACGAGGGACAGCCACCACACAAUGCCGCCCAUUUCGUGGACUGGAUCGGGAAUCUGAAGGGCACCCCCUUCAAAGAUGUGUCGUACGCCGUCUAUGGCUGUGGCCAUGGAGACUGGGUCAAGACGUAUCAGCGCGUUCCAAAGCUGGUCGAUUCUACGCUAGAGGAACUGGGGGCUCAUCGAGUUUGCCCCCUAGGGACUACAAAUGCCAAGGAUAGGGACAUGUUCACAGACUUCGAGACGUGGGAAGACGAGACACUUUGGCCUGCACUCGCAAAACAAUUUGGUGGCCGAACCACUGACGACAAGGAUGUAGAAACAGGCCUCAGUGUCUCCUUCUCGACUCCCAGAGCCUUAACCCUCCGCCAAGAUGUCAAGGAGGCCGUGGUUGUUGAAGCUCGCACUCUCGAGCCAGGGGAAACAACUGUGGGCAAGAGGCAUAUCGCCUUGGCACUCCCCAGUGAUAUGGUCUACUCGGCAGGUGACUAUCUCGCCGUGUUGCCGCACAACCCGAAGGAAAGCGUAGCAAGGGUCAUGCGGCGCUUUCAUUUGGCGUGGGACUGCCAUGUUACCAUUGCCGCCUCCUCUCCAACAACCCUGCCAACAGAUAUCAGUAUUCCGGUCACUGACGUGCUGAAUUCUUACGUGGAACUUAACCAGCCGGCUACCAAGCGCAACAUACAGGGCCUCUGUGAACUUGCGAAAGAUGACGCCCUGAAGCAGAAGAUCAAGCAGUUCGGGAUUGACGGCUACGACACAGAGGUCAAAUCCAAGCGGCUUUCGGUGCUAGAUAUUGUCGAACGAUUCCCCGACCUACCAAUCCCUCUUAGUCUCUUCCUCCAAAUUCUACCACCAAUGCGAGUGCGACAGUACUCGAUAUCCUCUUCUCCGCUUUCGAACCCAGGCAUAGCGUCUUUGACUUACAGUGUCCUUGACCAGCCAGCCUUGUCCGGGAAUGGACGACACCUCGGUGUAACAACGUCCUACCUUUCAUCCCUUGCUGUGGGCGAGAAGCUGCAAGUAUCAGUCCGCAAGGCUGCAGGAACCUUCCGUUUACCCGUCAAUAUGGAAAACAUCCCCAUCAUCUGCAUUGGCGCUGGCACGGGCAUGGCUCCAUUUAGAGCCUUCAUCCAGGAGCGUGCGAUACUGCUCGAGAGCGGACGUACCCUUGCGCCUGCAUCGUUCUUCUUCGGUUGCCGCGACCCCGGUGUUGACGAUCUCUACCGUGAAGAGUUUGACAAGUGGGAAGCAGCCGGCGCGGUCACCGUGUUCCGGGCAUACAGCGCAAACCCUGCGGCCUCGCUGGGAUGCAAAUAUGUGCAAGAUCGUAUCUGGCGAGAAAGAAAGACCUUGGUCGACCUAUGGCAGAAGGACGCCAGGAUCUUUGUCUGCGGCUCUAACAAGAUGGCGAGUGAUGUCAAGGAUAUUAUAUUCCGGAUUAUUAUGGAACAGAGUGGGAAGCCAGGGGAUUCGAUUAGCGAGGAGGCAACGGCGGCAUGGUUCGAGAGUGUCCGUAACGAGCGAUAUGCUACAGAUGUGUUUGAUUAA